AUGCAGUUCUCGGAAGCCCUUCUCUUCCUGGCUUCUGCACUUCCGGCCGUUGUGCUCGCCGAGGUCCAAGGAUCACUACACGUCCCACCAGCGGUCAUCGAGCACGGCAAGCGCAGUCUCUCGCCAUUGCACCGCAGACACUACACUUUUACACCAAAGCCUUGCACACCCGGAGACGACACUCCGUGUAUCCCAAAGGGCGUGAUACCUCACACGCCCAAGACCUGCAACAUUCCGGUCACGAACGAUGAUCGGUUUAUCUCGACCGACGCAAUUCUCCGAAACGGUUACCCUUUCUGCGACCCUGAUUUCGCGCUCUGCAAUUGCUCUGUACAAGGCCUGUCGCAGGACGUUAUCAUCGAGGUCUGCAGAGAGAUCAUCUCGCGCCAUGAUCCCUCGCUUCACAUCGUCGACGGCUGCCUGAACGGAAACGAUGGUUAUUGCGACUAUGCAGGCGCAUCAUUCGCGGAUUUUUCGGGCACCGAUGUCAAGGACGUCCCCUCCGUCUGGGACUGCGUGAAAGGAAAAUAUGUUGGUGACUACACGCCUGGCUCGCCUCCUUCUUGA
Molecule: messenger RNA, 567 nt
Organism: Zymoseptoria tritici IPO323
Lineage: Eukaryota; Fungi; Ascomycota; Dothideomycetes; Mycosphaerellales; Mycosphaerellaceae
Exons: 2
Coding region: 1-567 (188 amino acids)
Source: RefSeq, a predicted model, not a curated record